Molecule: messenger RNA, 663 nt
Organism: Paramecium octaurelia
Lineage: Eukaryota; Ciliophora; Oligohymenophorea; Peniculida; Parameciidae
Source: the annotation of a GenBank genome assembly
CAGAAAUGUGGGACCCCAAUGCAUCGAUUUAAGAAAAAUAAAAAAUGGAGCAAUACAUGAAGGAGAAGAUUCUAGAAACAUUCAACCUAUUUGCUCAAGAUAAGAAGGGGUAUGUUGAUAAAAAGUAAUUGAUCACUUAAUAUAAACAAGGGAAAUUCCUUAUAUCAUGAGAUUCUUAGGUAAAUUCCCAAGCGAAGCCCAAGUGAGCAAAACCAUUCUUCCAUAGAUUGAAGAGGACGAACCCAGUGAGUCAAUCAAAUAUUAGAAAUUUGAACCCUUCAUGAUUCAAGGUACUAUCGAUCAUCCCUUAAUUCUAGUAUUGAAGAGCAAUGAAUAUGAUCCAGAUGAUACUGAUACUCUACUAGCAGCAUUUAGAUAAUUGGACGAAGAAAAGAAGGGAUAUAUUGAAAUUGAUACAUUAAAAUAAAAACUUACUACGAUGGGGUAAUUACUACAUUUAUUAAGUGCUAUAGAAUUUAAUUUAGACCUCUUGAGAUUGAAGACUUUAUCAGAUUUGCAACAAAUGGAGAUCCCAAGUACAAUUUAUUUAUAAAUAUACAUAGUGCAACUGUUAUUUAUUAUGAAGACUAUAUUUUGAGGUUACAAUUCUCUAUUGAGAAGCACAUGGAAUCAGUAACGAAAUAAUACAAUCCUGAAAAAUGA